Molecule: messenger RNA, 3623 nt
Organism: Cottoperca gobio
Lineage: Eukaryota; Metazoa; Chordata; Actinopteri; Perciformes; Bovichtidae
Gene: ddx11
Product: DEAD/H (Asp-Glu-Ala-Asp/His) box helicase 11
Exons: 28
Coding region: 160-2844 (894 amino acids)
Biological process (GO): nucleobase-containing compound metabolic process; establishment of sister chromatid cohesion
Cellular component (GO): nucleus
Molecular function (GO): ATP binding; DNA helicase activity; hydrolase activity, acting on acid anhydrides, in phosphorus-containing anhydrides
Source: RefSeq, a predicted model, not a curated record
GGUGUAUCUAGCUCCCUAUUGGUCAGAUUCCCUCUCUGUCUCUUGGCGCGGUUGUUGAAUACCCGGGAGAUAAACGUAAUAACCUCUAUUAUAAUAACACAAAGUAAAAUCUCCCUUUUUAAGGAUAACGUUAUCAUUCUGCGAGAGAGAUUCACGAGCAUGGAGAAUGGCAGGGCCCAAUUUCCAUUUCCCUACCAGCCCUACAACAUCCAGGAACAGUUCAUGCAAGCCCUGUACAGUGUACUUGACCAGGGCAAAGUUGGAAUCUUUGAAAGUCCAACUGGGACGGGAAAGUCUCUGAGUCUGAUAUGUGGAGCGCUGAGCUGGCUCACAGACUUUGAGGAGAAGAGAAGACAGGAGGCAGCUGCUCUUCUGCAUGAAGGAGAAGCAGCUCUUUCCACUUCUGCUGCUCAGUCCUCCACUACCAGCUCCUCCGCAGAGCCGGACUGGAUUACUGAUUUUGUACAAAAAAAGGCAGAACGGGAUUUGGUUUCAAAGUUGAAGGAAGAAGAAUUGAAAAGAAAGAAAAGGGAAGAACGAUUAGAAUUGAUCAGAAAUAACGUUCAACUAAAGUAUGCAAUGAAAAGAAAAAGCUGUGAAGAUGAAGAGGCAAUCAAAUUGAUUCAACUCAGUAAAGAGGAACAAACCGAGACACAAGGAGAUCAAGAGGACGAGGAGCUUAUCAUCGCAGAAUAUGAGAGCGAUGACGAGUCAAAGACCAAGAGCAGAUUUUCUGGUAUUGAGGAUGACGCAGACGACGAACUGGUUGAAGAACAUGUUACUAAGAUUUACUACUGCAGUCGCACUCACUCCCAGCUGGCCCAAUUUGUCCAUGAGGUUCAAAAGAGCCCCUUCAGCAAGGACAUCAGUCUGGUCACACUGGGCUCACGGCAGAAUCUGUGUAUCAACGAUGAGGUGCGCCGCCUGGGCAGCAUCCAGCGCAUUAACGACCGCUGCAUGGAGAUGCAGAAAAACAAACAUGAAAAGCCGCAUCAUGACGAGGGUGUAAAACGAAAGCGAGGCCCAGCAAAGACUGCGUGUCUCUAUAAUAAAGCUUCAGCACUGCAGCAGAUGAGGGACAACGUUCUCGGUAAAGUGCACGAUAUAGAGCAGAUGCUGAAGCUGGGCAGAGAGAAGCACUCGUGUCCUUACUACGCCACACGCCUCUCUGUUCCCCCUGCACAGUUGGUGGUGUUGCCCUAUCAGAUUUUGCUUCAUGAAGCUACAAGAAGGGCAGCAGGGGUCAAGCUGGAGGGGCAGGUGGUGAUCAUAGAUGAAGCUCACAAUCUUAGUGACACGCUCUCCUGUAUACACAGUGCAGAGCUCAAUGGAGCGCAGCUUUGUCGUGCCCACUCGCAGCUCACCCAGUAUGCCGACCGCUAUAAGAGCAGACUGAAGGCAAAGAACCUGAUGUACAUCAAACAGAUUCUGUUUGUGAUUGAGGGGCUUGUCCGGGUGCUAGGAGGUAAGGUGGGGCAAAAUCCACAGAGCCAGACUACACAAACAGGAACUGAAAUGCUCACCAUUAACAACUUUCUCUUCAAGGCUCAGAUUGACAACAUCAACUUGUUUAAGUUACCGAGAUACUUUGAGAAGAGCAUGAUCAGCAGAAAACUGGGUGGCUUCGUGGAGAAGUACGCAGGAUCAGGUGUGAGUCUGCACACUCAGAGCAGCUUAAACAAGGAGAACCGACGCACAGAGGGCUUAAACCGCUACCUUCAAACGCUGCAGAGCAACCAGGGCACUGCACCAGUGUCUUCAGCAGACCAGCAGGAGUCAGAGGCAGAGAAAGUGCUGUCUGCAUCUCCCAUGAUGCAGGUGGAGGGUUUCUUCAUGGCUCUCACCAACAGCAACACUGACGGCCGAGUGGCGGUGCACAGACAAGGUACUGUGUCAGAGAGCAGUGUCAAGUUCCUGCUGUUGAAUCCAGCGGUCCACUUUGCCCAGGUGCUGAAGCAGUGCAGAGCAGUCGUCCUCGCAGGAGGAACCAUGCAGCCUGUUUCAGAUUUAAAAAAAGAGCUAUUGUUUUCUGCCGGAGUGGGAGAGGAGCGCAUUACUGAGUUUUCCUGCGGUCAUGUAAUUCCUCCCGAGAACAUUCUUCCCCUCGUCUUGUGCAGCGGUCCAUCCGGUCAGGAGCUGGAUUUUACUUUCCAAAACAGAGACUCUCCACGCAUGAUGGACGAGACGGGGCGCGUUCUCUCCAACAUUUGUAACGUGGUCCCGGGCGGGGUCGUGUGCUUCUUCCCUUCUUAUGAGUACUCGAGGCGGAUCGUUUCUCACUGGGAGGCCAGCGGUGCACUGACUCGUCUGGCUAACAAGAAGAAGAUCUUCCAGGAGCCAAAGAAAGCCAACCAGGUUGAACAGGUGCUGAGCGAGUUCUCCCGCUGUAUCCAGAGGUGUGCUGCGGACGUCGGCGGGCUCACAGGAGCAUUGCUGUUCUCUGUGGUCGGAGGAAAAAUGAGCGAGGGCAUCAACUUCUCCGAUGACCUGGGCAGGUGUGUGGUGAUGGUGGGAAUGCCAUAUCCCAACAUCAAAUCCCCAGAGCUGCAGGAAAAGAUGUCCUAUCUGGACAAACACCUGCCUCACAGUGGAGGGAAGAGCCCUGGCCAAGCACUAAUAGAAAACCACUGCAUGAAGGCUGUCAAUCAAUCCAUAGGAAGAGCUAUCCGUCACCGUGGCGACUAUUCCUCCAUUGUGCUGUGUGACAGACGUUACUCUCGACCUGCUACGCUCUCUAAACUUCCCACGUGGAUCAAAGAGCGCACCAGCACACACACAACGUUUGGCCCUGCUUUUGCCGCCUUACGGAAGUUCUUCCUGGAGAAAAAGCAGAAGCAGGUGUAGCGUCUCCUCCACUGGGCUAAAAGACAUUUCCCAAGACCAAAGUUAGGAAAAACUUUGAGGAACAGCGGCCACUGUGCAGAUUUAGCGACCCAAAACUUUUUUCUAAUAAAAGAAUAUUGAAAUAUAAUUCGAGGGCUUCUAUAAUAAGUUCCUUAUCGCAAGAUUGCCAAAGCCCUUUUAUUUGUGUUUCCAUUCUUGAACAUUUUGAAGCCAUCAGACCUCUGAGAGCUUCUGGCUGGAGUUCAAAGGUCAACCAGGAAGGCUGUUUCUCAGUAAAUCAUACUUGCUUUAUUUUACAUUUAAAAUCUUGCCUGUUACAUUUAAAAUCUUGCCUGUUUCUUGUGUUCUGACUUUGGCUUCCUAAUAUCUCUGGUUCAGAGAAGUGAAGACGAAUUAGAGAAUAAUGAACACAAGUAUAUGAUGUCACACUGCAAGGGACAAAGGGACAUUUAUCAGAUUGACUCGGGUGUAUCAGUCCUGCCAUGUCUUUGAAUUCAGCCUGGAAUAUGUUGAGAUGAAUUACUGAUGAAUAUAUUCCACAGAAAUCAAGAACAGCACCGGCAGAGGAAUCCAUAUAACUGAUUUGACCAUGAAGAAGAGAUUAAAUAUUUAAAACAUUCAAUGUUAAGUGUUAUAUAAUGCAAACAUUAUGUUUAUUUAAGAUGUUAGUGAAGUUUUACAUGAUUUCAGUAAGUGUUCUAAUAAUAUCUGAUUGGUUAAUUUUAUGAAAACAUGUUUUGCAAUGAAUGUGAUUAUCAAUAAAUUGUUUUAUUAUAAGA